AGCUGGUCAUAAAUAGGCACGAAACAGAGCUCUUCUCCAGAAUGCGUGGCCCAACAGCACCAGAGUCAUGUUUGCUGUGGAGAUUCCUGGUGCUGCUGUGUGUUUCGGCCCAUAUAACACACAGAAGCAGCUGCUGUCCCGAGUCCUGCGCCUGUUACGCUCCAUCAGAAGUGCACUGCACAUUCAGAUACCUGAGUCAAAUACCCAGGGACAUUCAGCCAGCUGUGGAACGGAUCAACCUGGGGUACAACAGUUUAUCAACUCUUAAAGCGAACGACCUCUCUGGACUAAAAAACCUGGAACUAUUAAUGCUGCAUAGUAACAUUAUCAAGAGUGUUGAGGACAACACGUUCCUUGACCUCACAUCUCUGCAGGUUCUGAAAAUGAGUUAUAACAGAGUUGAGAAGCUUGGCAAGAACACAUUUAGAGGCCUGGACAAUCUUUUACGUCUUCAUAUGGACCAUAAUCACAUUACGUUCAUCCACCCAGAAAGUUUUUAUGGAUUGAAAAUGCUGCAGUUGAUCAACCUUGAGGGAAACCUACUCCAACAGCUUCAUCCAGAUACAUUUAUAUCACUGCAGUUCAGCCAGAUUUUUAAAUGGUCAUCUCUCAAGACCAUUUACUUGUCAGACAAUGCUUUAACCACAUUGCCUGCAACUAUAUUUGCUGGCUGCUACAAUAUUGAGAAUCUCUUCCUUAGUGGAAACCCCUGGUCAUGUGAUUGUCGGAUGGGUUGGCUUGUCCAGUGGAUAGAGAAACACCCAGGUGUUCUAAAAUGCAAAAGAGACAGGAAGUUUAUAAAAGAACAGUGUCCCAUCUGUGAAUUCCCAAUUUCCUCCAGAGGAAGCAGCAUUGCGCAUUUGCAAAGUGAAAGCUACACAUGCACCAGACCAUGGAUUCAUCCUCAUUUAAAACAGAGGAAUUUUACCUUGGGUGAUGGUGACUAUACCUUAGUCUCUCCUAAGGAUUUUGUUGCACCCAUUGGGACUUUGGAAAUGAACAUCACAGAUCAAUUCCACAAUGAUGCUAGGAUAGCAUGUGUUGUGCAGAGACCUACAGGAAUGGAAAACUUUACUGCAACCUUUCGACAGAAUGGCAAAGAUUUAACUGCCCUGAGUGCAAUUGUUUCUACAUCGCUGAUCUGCAACAUUGAUUAUGAUAAUAUACGCAAGAUUUGGAACAUUUUGGCUACCUAUAGCGAUUCCCCGAUGAGACUUGAGCGAGGAUUAUUACUUUCUUUUAAACCAGAUACAGUUUACACAUACAAACAACUACUACCCACUGCAGAUGAUAUUUUUACAGAAAUUGAAGCAAAAAUCAAAGCCAAUCCUGAAUGGUUAAUGCAAGGUACAGUCCUGCUACAGCUGGACCGUGUUAAAACAACAUUCCCGACCCUUACUAUGAAGUAUUUAUCCAAUGUUCAAAUAGAUGUUGACAGCAGUAAGGAUAGUAGAGUCCAGUAUAGCUGGGCAAUGAUAAGAAGGGACAACCAGACCAGAACUGAACAAAUAGUCCUUGCUGGUAGUGUGACUGAAUUGAAUUGCCAGACUGUUGGGGAUCCUAAACCCAUUGUUGAAUGGAUUCUACCAGAUGGAAGUAAAUUACGUGCACCAUACAACAGUGAGGAUCAAAGGAUCGUAGUAACUUAUGAAGGAAGGCUUACUUUAAAAUCGGUUGAAAUCUCAGAUACAGGUGUCUAUCAGUGCAUUACAACUAACUACCAGGAAGCAGAUGUUCUUGCCUUCAGGGUAACUGUGCUUCCCCUGGAUCCUGAAGAAGAAGAGAUUAAUGGUAUCAGAGUCUCACAUACCCUUGGUCAGAACCUACUUCUUGAUUGUACAUCAGCCAGUAAUCCACAGGCUUCCAUUCAGUGGAUACUUCCCGACCACACAGUUUUAGACAAAUCCUAUGGAAACAGAGAGCUCUACAAAAAUGGGACUUUGGUAAUACAUGGACUGACAUCCAGAGACACAGGGUUUUACAGAUGUUUAGCUGGAAAUUUUCUAGGAGCAGAUAUGAUAGUUUCUCAAGUAACUAUUCUUGAUGAUUUGUCAAAUGGCACGAUGCCAACUUAUGUAAAGGAAUCUGAUGAUCAUGUUGUACAAAUUAUUGAUGAUAGCCAGAAACUUGGAAGUAGGUAUCUCUCACAAAGGGUUAGUGAGGAGUCAAGGAGCAUUACCUCAGGGAGACCAUACAAUUGGCUAGAGUCCAGAUUCCAUAAGGUUCCCACUGUUAGAAUAGGGAAUAGAGGGAACUCUAGAAGAGUCUUUAAUAAAAAGUACAAGAAAGAAGGUGCCACUUUCAUCGAUAAUUCUCAAAUUAAAGGAGGAACUAAAAAGACGGUCAGUUUAGAUGUGUCUAAAACACUUAAAGAAUCCUCUGAUGACAAUUACACAACCUCAGGGGAUGGUAUAUCUGAAGAUGAAUUUAUUGUAAUGACAACUACUCAAACACUUGAGCAUAAACCAGUUAGCACCAUUACAACCACAGAUAUUAAAAUCUCAGCGACUUACAAAACUGUCAACAGUGCUUUCAUUGAAGUAAUAUCUAAUAAAACUAGAAACAUCUUAAGAGCAAAAGAAAAAACUAAUUUGGUUGCAGCAACAUCAGACACUCUGACUCAGACACCUGCCUCCCCGAUUACAGCCAGUUACACUUUGAGUAAUUAUGGGACUCAAAAAGAUGAGACAACCCUGAAUACAACCAAGUCAGAUUAUAUGUUAAGUCAUAUUGAUGGUAAAACCCUAAUAUAUGAGAGAGCAACAAAUAGACCCUUAGGGAAACUCAUUACUCUCAAACCUUUUCUGACAGAAGUUACAGAGCUUCUGUUCUCUGGGGACUCAGAAGAUGUUACUUCUAGAGCUACACCACUUUACAACUUCCAGGGCCCAAAUGUCACCUAUUUUGAACCAAAGAGUCAGGCCAUAUUAACAGCAGUCACCACAACCGAGGAAGACAGAGAAAAGAUCACAUUUCAGACCACUCAAAGAAUCAAGUCAGAGCUCCUUCCUGGGUCCACCAUCAUUUCCAAACACCAGAUCCAAAUUGUUCCAUCCAAAAGGAUGCAAUCAGGAAAGAGACGUAAAUUUAAUGGCAGACGUAGGAUCGUUCGGCCCAGCAAAAUUACAGACAUACAAUCUUUACUUGAUAAAUUUAAACAUCUUUCUAUAAACAAGGAAUACAAUCUCACAUUUUCACACACUGUGGACAAAAUUACAAAUUGUGGCUAUGGGAAAAGGGUUACAUCUGGAGUGUCUACAGAUAAAUGCACAACAUCAGUGGAUCAAAGCCUGGUCAACCCUACAUCUAGGCAUCACAUGCCAACGUCCUCUUUUAGAAUGACAGAAAAGCCUGCCAUGGCAACUGAUUUGUCAGUCUCUGGAAAGACUUACACUGUCACUGAUUCACAAAUGGACACCAUUUCUGUAGAGUCCAGUGAUUAUAAAAGUUAUUUCAAUACAAUAGAGAAAGAACUAACUUUCACAACUACAACAACAUCCCCAUACAUGAUGUCUUCUAAAAUUACACAUGGGAAGAUUCCAUGGCAUAGACCAUUUGGACAAAAGGGGGAACUGAAAGAAACCCUCAGAAAGCAUCAAAACCCAUUCACGUUGUCCACUAAUGAGGAGCAGAUGACCUCAGCAUCCAAAGUAGAAACUUACAAGGAAAUAACUGCAGUACCUACUACAGAACUGCAUCCUACACAUAUUAUAGCCUCUCCUCCAGCGACAAGACACAAUAUCAAUACUCCAGAGACAUCAUUUGAUGACUCAUCAGGUUCUUCCUCUUUUACAGAAACACUUUUCUCUGACAAUAUUGUAACACCAUCUACAACACCUGAGUUUUUCAGUUUUCCAGCCUUCCAUGAGCUGUCCACAACCACAGAGUCAAUACGGGUUUCUCACACUCUAGCAGUCCCACCAACAAUGAGGACUGCAUUAAAGCAAAACACUGGUCAGAAUAACUUAUCAGGUUCUCAAACUGGAUUGUGGGGAAACCAAAAGCCUGGUUAUCACAGACGAGGCUCCAGAGGGAGAAAGCCCAUAAAAAAAGCAACCACAAAACCUCCAAUUAUCAAAGUGACUAAAACCGCUGACAAAUUGACCACAACCAGAGUGAACACAAAUAUGAGGAAUGCCCCAGAAAGAGGUUGGAGAUAUACCACACAGAGCACCACGAUCAGAGUUCAGCCAACCACACAUGAACAGAAAUACAAGGAUUGUUUAGAAUGUCCUAAGCCAAAUACCUCUGGUAUUCCUCUGAGCAGAACAGUUACUUCAGACACAAUGACUGAUUCAACUGCCAACAUGUUCACUCCAUUUCCAUACAGCAGUAGUACUGAAAAUGCACAUGAUAACACAAGGCAUGAUACCUCCUCUAUUAGGGAUAUUACCUCCAAGCCAAGGAUUAAUGGUGGAAAAGCUGCCAGUUUUACUGUUCUGUCAAACUCUGAUGCGUUCCUCCCCUGCAAGGCCACUGGCAACCCUGAGCCCAUCAUCAGCUGGAACCGAUUCUCUUCUACCACAGGUAAUAUGUUGACCAUCAAGGGGAAAAUGGGUAAAUUUGAAGUUUUGAAGAAUGGAACAUUGCUCAUCCAAAGAACAAACAUUAAAGACCAUGGACAGUACAUAUGUUUUGCCCAGAACGAGUAUGGUUCUGACAAGCUUGUAGUUACAUUGUCAGUUGUGGCCUAUCCCACCCGGAUAUUGGAGAAAAAGAUGAGAGAAAUCAAGGUUCUUGCUGGGAAAACUGUACACAUGGAUUGCAGGACAGAAGGCAGACCAGUGCCCACUGUGUCAUGGAUUCUACCUAACCACACUGAAGUUAAAGGUCUGAACACUGAGCAUGACAGAAUAACAGUAACCACAAUGGGGACACUAACCAUUCAAAAGGUGUCGGUUUUAGAUCGUGGACAUUAUAAGUGUAUUGCAAGUAAUCCAGCUGGUACUGCCACUGCCACUGUCCAUCUUCAUGUGGUAGCAGCACCGCCAGUAAUACUGGAAGAGAAGCGACAGCUGGUGAAAGCUGAUACUGGGCAGAAUCUCUUUUUUCCAUGUACCACUUAUGGUGACCCGCAACCCACAACACACUGGAUUUUACAUGAUGGCAGGAUAAUAUGGCCUCUAACUUCCUCACACAGCAAAGUUUCAGUUUUUGUAAAUGGUACACUUUACCUCAGGAACGUAGAAAUAACUGAAAGUGGAAAAUAUGAGUGUAUUGCAACAAGCUCUAAUGGAUCAGAACGGCGUGUUGUCACACUUUCUGUGAAGACAACAGAAACUACCCCUCAGAUCAUUGAGACAUCACAAAGGCGAAAUGAUGUCAUAUAUGGUGAUCUUCUUCAUCUGAACUGCUCUGCAGUUGGGAAUCCAAAACCUCAAAUUAUUUGGAGGCUUCCUUCCAAGGCUCUUGUGGAUCAAUCGCACAGAAUGGGCAGUCGUAUCAAAGUCCUGGAAAAUGGUACCCUCAUCAUUGAAUCGGUCAAUGAAAAAGAUGCUGGGGACUUCCUUUGUGUUGCACGCAACAAAGUUGGGGAUGAUGCACAGCUAAUAAGUGUGUCAGUUUCUAUGAAGCCAGCUCGGAUUGAUCCAAACAUCUUUAGUAGGAAGCAAGUGCCUUAUGGCAAUGACCUAAAAGUGGACUGUAUGGCUGCUGGUGUCCCCAUGCCAGAGAUAUCUUGGGGACUUCCUGAUGGUACCUUGGUGAAUGGUGCCCUGCAAGCAGAUGGAACAGAAGGGGAUCAGUUCAAACGGUACAUAUUGUUUAAUAAUGGAACACUGUACCUGAAUAAAGUGGGUACUGAUGAGGAAGGUGACUAUACCUGUUAUGCUGAAAACAAACUGGGUAAGGACAAAAUGCAUGUUCACAUAAGUGUGGUAACUGCAGUGCCUCGCAUUGAACGCCCUAAGCUCUCCUAUGCCAAAGUGAAGCCUGGUGGAAACGUUCUAUUUGACUGUAAGGCUAUAGGUGAGCCCAAGCCAAAGGUCCUUUGGAUGCUCCCUUCCAAAGACAUGAUUGCUGCAUCUAAUGAGCGUUAUUUAGUGCAUGCUAAUGGUUCCCUUGAUAUACGAAAUGUUAAAUUAGUUGAUUCUGGAGAGUAUAUCUGCAUGGCUCGGAAUGCUGCAGGUGAGGACAAUAAAGUAUACAAGCUGGAUAUUGAUGGUAACCCACCCAUCAUCAAUGGCUUCAAACAAAAUAAAACUGUGAUGAAAGAUACAGCGAUCAAACAUACUAGAAAACUAAUAGACUGCAAGGCUGAAGGGAAUCCAGCACCAAAGAUCACAUGGAUCAUGCCUGACAAUAUAUUUCUUACUGCUCCAUAUUAUGGUAGCAGGAUUAAUGUCCAUCACAAUGGUACACUAGAGAUCCGUAAUGUUCGGCCGUCAGAUACAGCAGAAUUUAUUUGUAUGGCUCAGAAUAAUGGAGGUGAAGCAGUCAUGGUGGUUCAACUGGAAGUGACCGACAAGCUCAGGAGGCCCAUUUUUAAGAACCCAUUUAAUGAGAGAGUGGUGACUCGGGUCGGGAGAACUGCAAUGCUAAACUGUUCUGCUGAUGGGCAACCCACACCUGAGAUCAUAUGGACACUACCCAAUAGAACUCGGUUCAGUGGAGAACCUGGGUUUGAGGGCUCACGGUAUCAUCUGGGUAAGGAUGGCAUGUUUGUUAUUUAUAACUCCAGCAUAGAGGACACUGGUAAAUACCGCUGUGCUGCAAAAAACAAAAUGGGCUAUAUUGAGAAGCUGGUUGUUUUUGAGGUGAUUCAACAGCCUUAUAUUCUAACACGGCCAAAGGGGGUUAUCCAAGGUAUUUCUGGAGAGACCCUCUUCCUACAUUGCCUGACAGAUGAAAUCCAGCCUAGUGUUUCAUGGACCACACCAGGAGGUUUUGUUCUUGCACGUCCACAGGUCAGUGGACGCUACCAUUUAAUGGACAAUGGGACAUUUGUUAUACAUGAUACAACCAUGAAUGAUCGUGGGAAUUAUGUGUGCCGAGCAAAGAAUGAUGCUGGUGAGGCAGUUCUUGCUGUGCCUGUCAUAAUUAUUGCAUAUCCACCCCGGAUCACUAAUGGGCCACCACCAACUAUGAGAGGAGUGGCUGGAGUUCCUGUUCAUCUUAAAUGCAUUGCUAAUGGAAUACCUAUACCAGAGAUAACCUGGGAGCUGCCAGAUGGGUCUGUUCUUUCUACGACUGGAAAGGAACGACCUGUAGGCAGUGAACUUCUCCAUGCACAAGGGACACUUAUCAUUCGAAAUCCCACAAGAGCACAUUCUGGUAAUUACAAGUGUAUAGCCUUUAAUUACCUGGGCAGACAUACUAGAACAACAUACAUAACAAUAAUAUAAGUAGGGUCAUGACUUCAUGACUUUACCACUAUGACUAUUCAAAAGGAAUAGCCUGCCAGGUCGUGUGAAGGUAGACAAAACAUGGGUAAUUAUGCUGUAUGGGAGGAAAACAAAGAACUGUGAGGAUUCCAUUCUAUAAU
Rhinichthys klamathensis goyatoka is the source of this 7483-nucleotide messenger RNA. It is a transcript of the gene igsf10, whose product is annotated as immunoglobulin superfamily, member 10. The record is from RefSeq and is a predicted model, not a curated record. Bases 42 to 7343 code for a protein of 2433 amino acids. Lineage: Eukaryota; Metazoa; Chordata; Actinopteri; Cypriniformes; Leuciscidae. The transcript has 6 exons. Gene Ontology annotation, molecular function: protein binding. Gene Ontology annotation, cellular component: extracellular region.